AUGUGCCCCGGCUACGCCAAACAUACUCACACGCCAGAUCAGCAUCUAUCCGAGGAAGCCGAAGGUCUACGACGGCGACAGUCAACAGCGGCUCAAGCAGCCAUCUCUCACAGGGCCCCAGAUCUUCAUUAUAGACAGCUCCAUCAAUCGACCCCGGAGCUUUCUCUCACUGAUCUUGUCGAGAAUGACUUGCCCGCCACGGAUGGCGAAGCAAAUGUUCUUCUCCAGGGCUUAGAGGCAGAACAGAGUGUGGAAACUGCAUGGAACAGCAUCGCAGAUUUUGGGAUGGCCGCAUCCCCCGCCGCAACCUACAGCAACUCCGUCAUCCACUACAGCUCUGGGUUCUCCGCCUCAUCAGAACUGUCGUCUGUACCAAGGCUGGUACGGCAAGCCGACAUUUGGGGCCCAUCUCUCGCAGGCACCAUCUCAAAGGCCUCCUGGCCAUCAUCCACAGACAUGGCACAGACAGAGCCAGAAGUGCGAAUCAAUCAGGGAGCGAGGGUACCAACCAAGAUCAUGAACGAUUAUAGCUCCAUGCUGGUGGAAUUCUACUUCAAGGAGGUAGCGGCCCUUUUCUCGUGCUAUGACAGUCAGCUGAACCCAUUUCGUUCGACGGUUUCGAAGCUUUGGAAGUCAUCUACAUCCGUCUUCUAUGUGGUUCAAAGCAUGGCGGCUGCCUGUCUCACGGACGUCUUUCCGAACCUACAUGCAGUCGGUGCGCAAAUGCGUGACAAGGCAGCCGCCUGUAUCGAAGCCGACAUACGUGAGUCAAAGGUCGACGCUGGCUCCUUGCUGACUCUGAUCAUGCUCGGCCUGUCAGCCAGUUGGCAUCGAGCCAACGACCUUGGGCAGAAGGAAUUCGAAUAUGCACGCACCAUUAUGCAGGCCAUACAAAUGGGCGAAAUCCCUUCUGUUCUCGAGAACAACAAUACGCGGAACUUGCAAUUCUUUCAGGAGGCGAUGAUAUAUUGGGAAAUGCUUUUGUCCUAUGUCAGCGAUAUCACCAUGCCAUUGCCGCCGUCGCAGUACCAGGGACCAGCCCUUCCCGACACAGUCAAACCCAGCCAGGCGUUGGAGCCAAGUUUUCCCCAUCCAUGGACCGGCGUUGCCAGAGAGGCGCAGGCGAUGGUGUUUGAGGUGGGACGUCUUGUCCGACAAGAACGUCACCGCAUCAGAAACCGGCCGUUUUUCACCUCCUUGUCAGACAUCGAUACCAGUCGCAAAGCCCUCGAUACCGCGGCAGCACUGGCAUGCAGAUUGCGAAAUCUCAAGUUUCCGGCAGAGGAAGCAGUCGUCUCUCCGGGUGACGCUCAAACACCCGUGACGCACCUGCUUACCAUUGCUGAGGUCUAUCGCCUCACAGGUCUCCUGCAGCUAUAUCGCGUGUUUCCGGAUCUUCUUGCGACCCAGGAAGAAGACGACGAGGAACAGUCAGACCCUCACUCUGCCUGGAAGAUCUCUGAAGAAAGCAUUUACAGCAGACUCACGGAGCUCGCCCUUGAGAUUGUAGACUUGCUACGAACGAUACCGACAGAGUCACGCACGCGGUGCGUCCAACCAUUCUUGCUGGUUGCCUCGGCUAGUGAGCUGCGGACGUCCCCUUCUUUUGAAUAUCCUGGUGGUUCAGGCGUGGCUGGCUGCGAUUCCAACGAGCUCUCCUGCCCGGUGAGCACUAGUAUCCAGGUGCUCGAAGCGAGAAAGUUUGUUAUCGGCCGCCUGUCCACUUUCGAGCAUGUGCUCCCAGCAAAACCAAUCCGGCAAAUGGUGGAGAUUGUCAAGCACACCUGGGACCAGUUGGACAUGGGUCUGGCCAAUGUGUACUGGAUGGACGUCAUGAUCGAGAAGGGUUGGGAGACGACGAUGGGGUAG
Molecule: messenger RNA, 1869 nt
Organism: Capronia epimyces CBS 606.96
Lineage: Eukaryota; Fungi; Ascomycota; Eurotiomycetes; Chaetothyriales; Herpotrichiellaceae
Exons: 1
Coding region: 1-1869 (622 amino acids)
Biological process (GO): positive regulation of transcription by RNA polymerase II
Cellular component (GO): nucleus
Molecular function (GO): DNA-binding transcription factor activity; transcription cis-regulatory region binding
Source: RefSeq, a predicted model, not a curated record